Messenger RNA from Drosophila teissieri, 4178 nucleotides. It is a transcript of the gene cdc14, whose product is annotated as dual specificity protein phosphatase CDC14A. The record is from RefSeq and is a predicted model, not a curated record. Lineage: Eukaryota; Metazoa; Arthropoda; Insecta; Diptera; Drosophilidae. Bases 577 to 3753 code for a protein of 1058 amino acids. Gene Ontology annotation, cellular component: mitotic spindle; kinociliary basal body; spindle pole. Gene Ontology annotation, biological process: positive regulation of cytokinesis; protein dephosphorylation; regulation of exit from mitosis. Gene Ontology annotation, molecular function: protein serine/threonine phosphatase activity; protein tyrosine/serine/threonine phosphatase activity. The transcript is spliced from 7 exons.
UCCAACUGUUCGGGUCGCUGGGCUCCCCAUCAGCACUUCAAAUAUCCAAAAAUACAUAAAUCGCCGGGAAAAAAAACAGUGCGAUGAUAGUUUGGUGUGAAAAAUUAGUGCAAUUAUGAUGUUAUUUUUUUAACUACCUCAGACGAGAGCUUUUUCUCGCUGGCUGAUGUGUUUAUCCGUUUUUCGUUACAAUAUUUGAAUCGAAGACAAGUGCAAAAGCUCGCUUUGAGAAUGUUGUUAACUUAAACAGACAGAGACAACAAAUUCGAUUUGUAAUAUUCGUUGACAAAAUUUUUCCAAAUAAAACUACUAAAAAUAUAUAAAACACUCCGUAGGGAGUAAAGUUUGUCAAAAUUGUACAGUGUUAUGCGGAGCGUGGUGUGGGUGUUAUUAGCUGGUGCUGCUGUUGCUGCCUCUCCUCUGCCUUCCCAACUUCGACGUCUUCCCUUUUUCCCGAAUAUCCAUUCGUAAAUAUCCAAAACAGCAGCAAUAAAAACUACAACAACUGUAGUGUGAAACCACAAUUUAGUCGCCAAACAGUCGUCGACGUCCCCCGUGCGCUGGUAGUCGGCCAAGAUGUUGGACGAUGACAACUCGGAUCUGCUGGUCUGUGCAUCGGAGAUGCAGGAAGACCGUUUGUACUUUGUGGCCUUCAAGAAGAACAUCAAGCCAAAGAACACGGUUAACACCCACUACUUCAGCGUCGAUGAGGAAUUCGUCUAUGAGAACUUCUACAACGACUUUGGUCCACUCAACAUAUGCAUGCUGUACAGAUACUGCAUGAAACUGAACACCAAGCUGAAUGCCAAGUGCCAUGCCAACAAAAAGAUAGUUCACUACACCUCCAUGAAUCCGGCCAAGCGACUCAACGCGGCCUAUCUGCUUGGUUCGUAUGCAAUUAUCUACCUUAACAAGACGCCCCAGGAGGCGUAUCGGGCGCUGGUCGCUGGCGAGAUUCCUGCCUACACACGCUUUUGUGAUGCCAGCUACGGACCCAGCAACUUUAAGAUUUCGUUGCUGGACUGUCUGAAUGCUGUGCACAAAGGCCUGCAGGCGGGAUUCUUUAACUUCAACGACUUCGACGCUGAGGAGUAUGAGUACUUUGAGCGCGUCGAGAACGGCGACUUCAACUGGAUUGUGCCACAGAAGUUUAUAGCGUUUUGCGGACCCCACCAGAAGAGCAAGACGCUUCCCAAUGGAUAUCCGUGCCAUGCACCCGAGCGCUACUUCAGCUAUUUCCGGGAUAACAAUGUCACAACAGUGAUUCGGCUAAAUGCCAAAGUCUAUCACGCAUCGUCCUUUGAGAACGCUGGUUUCGAUCACAAGGAUCUGUUCUUCAUCGAUGGCAGCACGCCAAGCGAUGCCAUUAUGAAGAAGUUCCUCUCCAUUUGCGAGACGACAAAGGGAGCCAUUGCAGUUCACUGCAAAGCGGGCUUGGGACGCACGGGCAGCCUGAUAGGGGCCUACAUCAUGAAGCAUUACGGGUUCACUGCCCUGGAGGCAAUAGCCUGGUUAAGGCUCUGCCGGCCGGGAUCGGUCAUUGGACAUCAGCAGCAGUGGAUGGAAGACAAACAAAGCUGGCUGUGGUCGGAGGGCGAACGAAUGCGCCGGCGCACUUCGCUUCCCAUCCUUCAGCAUACGUACGGAAUCAACAGCCUGGAGCUGAAGACCAAACUGGCCUCGGCUGCCUCCGACUCCGCGGAACACGUGGAUCUGCUGCUAACCCGAGUGAAGGGCAUUUCUCAGCGGGUGGAUACGAUGCACCUGAAUGACCAGGAUACCUUGGAUGCAGCUUGUGCGGAUCAAACGGAUGAGGAGCUCUCGGAGCAGUUGCGAUUGGAGCGGGACGAGAGAGCGCUGUAUCAAUCCGCUGAGGAUCCCAAUUGCAAUAAUAGCGAUGACAACGAUACGGACACGAUCAGUUCACCAGCGGAACCGCCGCCUACCUCCAGCUAUACAAUGUCCACGCGGCGUAGAAAAUCUCCAUCAGGCGCAAACAAGCCGACUGUAAUAGCCACGUCGCUGAGGCGCCUGGUUAAUCCCAAUGCCAAUCGAAGUGGAUUGAGUACGGCAUCUGGUGUUUAUCCCACUCCUGAGGUGGCCAGCUGCACGGAGAAGAAGUUGCGCAAGCCCAGUGCCAAUGUCUUCGAGGCAGCCCGACACACGAUUGCUUCCACCGUCAGGAUGACGCAAACAGCGCUGGAGAAGAAGCAGGCCCAGACGCAGGGCGACAAGCUGAAUCAGAUCAAGGCGCUGCGAAGGCACCACUCGCGAUCCGUUAAUGUGAACAGCAACAGCAGCGAACAGGAAUCGAACAUGAGGCAUACGAGAGCGCGUUCCCAGCCAUUCCGCAACAAUAACAAUGGAGUGGUUGGAAGCACAGCGAUGGCCGCCCUGAAGCCCACUUCCUCCUGCUUGCCAACUGGCACUGGGACAGCCGCACUUUUGGCCAACAAUCUGAACAACAAUAAUGACAGCGGUAUUGGGACUAGCAGCAGCAGCAAUAAUAACAACAACAACAACAGCACCAGCAGUAAUCUAAGCAACUCCCUGAAUAACUAUAACAACAACAACAAUACCACUAACAAUAUUUUGGCCAGUUCGGGGAGCAGUCGCACCCGCAGCCUGGCGCUCUAUAGCAAAAGAAUGGAGCUGAAGCAUCUGCGAAAGGCGGAACAGCAGCAGCUGCAGCAGGUGCAGCAGGAGCAACCGUUGCUGCCGGUGGAGAAACAACUGCUCCGCCAAUAUGCCACCAUUAACGAGAGCAAGAUACCCGUGGUGUCCGGUGGCGGUGGAGGUGCUGGUGGUGGUGGUGCCGGCAGCUCGGCCACCAUUCCGCCCACACGGGGCAGUGCGGCGCGCACUUCCCAUCACCACAUGACGCUACGGGGGAGAUCCCGCAUCCGAUACCAGCGUCCCAAUGCCGGAGAAACGGCUCCGGCAGCUGCCCAAACCCAACCGUGCACGGUGGCCACCGCUCGGUAUUACCGGGACGUAUCGGCCAUACCCACAAUCGGUGUUUUGGGUGGUGCUGGUACUGGUGGUGGGUCGUCCUCCUCCGCCUCCUUUAACAUUGCCACACGCUCCGCAUCCGCCACGCUCGAUCUCAACUCCAAUCCGCUGCCGAAAACCAAAUUAACCAGCCUCAACAAUAAUCCAACUACCACUCCUCCUCCCUCCUCCAAUCCUGCAGACACAAGCCGGCUUAGUGGGCGUGGCAGUGCCGAAUUGCAGGCAAUCAUCGAGCACGGCCUGGUGGCUGGUUCGGCCAAGCGCAACAAGCGAUCGCUGAGCUCCACGCGACUGGACAAGGACAAGAGCGACGAGUACAACACGAAGCUGUUGAGAAAGACGGCGGCAGCAGCCGCAGCAGCGGCCACUGCAGCAUCAGCCGGAGGAGCAGCAGUGGGAGCCAACAGCCCUUCCAUCAACGCCACCCACGCCACGAACGCCUCCACCACCAGCAACAUGAACAACAACUGCAAGUACAACAGCUGCAGCAGCAGCAACAGCGGCAGCUUCAAGCUUUCCCGACGCCUUUUCGGCGAGUCCGGCUCCUCAGCAUCGACGUCCGCCUCGAAUUCGGGAAUUCCCACGCCCACGGCGCCGCCCUCCACCAGCCAGUGGCAUCAGCACCUGGCACGCGGCGUGAGUCGGAUGUCCAGCGAAAGGGAUCGGGAGCGACAGCAACAACAACAGUCUCUGGACCAUCAGCAAUCCAAUCUCAAGCUGCGCAAGAAGAUUAGCUACUGAACACCUCUCAACGUUUCCUUUAGUUAUGUAGAUAUUAUUUUGACUAGUAAAUUAAACGUUUCCCGAUGAGAUACACAAUAUCGUCCGGUUAUGGCGAAUGCAAUGAUUUGUUAGAUAUUCCAAUGCAAUCGAAUUUGGUGAUUGAUUAGGAAAUUAUUUGUAAUAACAAUCUCAUUUAUACACUUACAUUUUUGUAGGAAAAAUUUUCAACUUGUUAUGAAUGGUUAUUAAACAUAUUGUACUAAAAUAAGGCAACCCGUGUAAAGGCAAACAGUUGUUUGCAUUUUUUGAAUUGAAUAUUGCAUACUUUGAACAAUUGGACAUUGAAAGGGUUAAUACAUUGUUAAAAGUUUUUAAGAGGAACGCCGCUUAGUUUUCAUUUUUGCAAUGUAUUGUAGGAAUAAAACCAAAACUGCUGAAGACUA